CUUAAUAACAUAAAUAUUUCCUUCUCACAUUUUGCUUAACGAUGUAAGCAGGACAACAAAUGUUUAAUUUUAGCUUGUGAUAAUCAGUGAUAUUCGCUUAGUUUUUAUUUGGUCAGCGCGGAUGCGACGCGCACAAAUUUUUGAAAAAUUUAAAAAUAUAAAUUGAUAAAAUCCCGCUUUUUAAUCUGUGACUUGUAAUGUGACUUAGACAAAGUGCAAAGACUUAGUGAUCAAGCAAAAUGGCGUCCACAAUGUAUGAGCAUUUUUUGGAAAUUGCCUUUGAGGCCGAAUUGAAUACUAGAGAGGAUCCUGAGCUGCUAGAAAUCGCCCCGGAAAUAUGCAACGAGCAUCCAGACACUAGGGACGCAGCAAUCACUGAGCUUAGAAGCAUGAUUUUUGAUCGAGGGGAAUGCGAGCCACUUCGGACGGACGACGAGUACUUGUUAAGGUUUCUUCGCGCCAGGGACUUCAUCAUACCAAGGGCGCAUAAACUUCUCGUCAGAUACUGUGAAUUCCGAGAACAAUGCACACACUUGUACCAAGAUGUCGAUCUGUGGGGACUCGUCAAAGCCGGUGAAGCCUACGAAGGCUGUAUGUACGACCGUCCUGAUGUAGGGAGACUUUCGAUCAUGCGCUUUGGUAAAUGGGACCCUUCGGAGUAUCCCGUUGAAGAUCUAGUCCGUCUUGGUAUUGUAAUGUUUGAGAUCGGUAUACGACAACCGAAGCUCCAGGUGUUUGGGGGCACUGUGCUUGUAGAUCUGGAAGGCCUGACACUACGACAAGUGUCCGCCCUGACUCCUUCGAUCGCGUAUCAAAUUGUCAAUAUUAUGGGAGUCUCAACACCAAGUAAACUGAACGCGUGCCACAUCAUCAAUUAUAACUGGCUACUGAAUACAUUCUUCUUCGUGUUCAAGAAAUUCAUACCCCAAAGGGCGUGGGACAAAAUACAUUUCCAUGGGAACGACUUGAAGUCACUCCAUAAGCAUUUGGACCCGGCGUGUUUGCCUCCAAGGUAUGGGGGCACCUGUAGGAGCCACGUAUCAGCUCGCAAAUGGUUGCAGAAGAUAAAAAAGUACAGAGACGAACAUUUUGACAAAGAAAUGAAACAAUUGGGAUUUGUUAUUAAAGAAUAGGAUAUUUCGUCUAACUGUUGGUGACGAACCAACGACCAUUUUUUUAAAGUGAAAUGCAAAAUUCGAAAUGUAUACAAGUUAAUCCUCAAUCAGAAAUCAUUUAAUUCACGAGUCCGCGUUCGAUUCUCAGGAAGAAUCUUUUUCAUAUGAUCAGCCAUUCUUCUUGCAAUUGAAGAAAUGACUGUAAUUUCACUGUUACUUAUUAUGUGGUCUAUUCAAGAUAGGGUAUAAUAAUUAUUUUGUAUUGCUUUAGUACGGAGAACGUUUUGGUAUAAUUUGCAUAUAUUAAAAAAAAUAUUAACUUCUAUUUAAAAAGUAAGCUAUGCAAAUAAAAUUAUCGAGUCUUUGAACAAAUAUGAUUAAAAUAAAAGUUUCGAAAUUACGGAUUACGCUAAAAAUAUGCAUUUAGUUAAAAAUGGUAUAUUCCUGUAUUAGGUUAUUUUAUUAGUGGUUGACAUUGUAAGUUUUUUUUUAAUGUAUAACGUUUGGAAAGUUCCUCGUGCAGGUUUUAAAUCGAUUUAAAGUAAAAUUACGCUUUAAUUUAAAUAAUUAAUAAAUAAUAAUUAUUGUAACAUAUAAAAAUUGCUCAAAAGUAAAAUAAGAUUAUUAAAGUUUGUCUGUGAUAUAAUCUUUACAAAAUUAUCUGUUUAUGAGUUAGGUUGUUUUUAUUUGAAACUCUUGAAUACUGAAUUCUAGUCUUUUUUACGAAAGCAACAUUUUAGAAACGGUAUGAAUGUGAUAUAUAAUAAAGAUUUUUUAUAUGA
Pieris brassicae (large cabbage white) is the source of this 1897-nucleotide messenger RNA. RefSeq names its product clavesin-2-like. The coding region runs from base 240 to 1133 and encodes 297 amino acids. Gene Ontology annotation, molecular function: phosphatidylinositol bisphosphate binding. NCBI's taxonomy places the organism in Eukaryota, Metazoa, Arthropoda, Insecta, Lepidoptera, Pieridae. Gene Ontology annotation, cellular component: membrane. The transcript has 6 exons. The record is from RefSeq and is a predicted model, not a curated record.